GCGCCAGGCUGCAGAAAAUCCAUCGAGCAGAGGUUUGUGCUUUUAAACGGAAUAAUAUGCGCUUAAGGUGUGCGAAACGAUAAGAAACCGGUGACAGAUGGAUUCGCGUUUUACAAAAGUAUUCCAGCGACAUUGUUAUGCUCGAUUAUUAGAUCUAAUAGAUUACUGUCGGAAAUAAAUUGCAAUGCUUUAUUGUGAAGUAUAUCGUUAGGUAAAUAUUAGAACAUAUAUGCUGAAAUGCGUGAGCGAUUGAUAUAUCUCGCCUUUUGUUUUCUUUCUUCGUGACGAAGACAAAGAAAAUCUGCUUCUAAUAACCUACUAUUAUCUGCAUACUACUGUGAAGAUGGAGUUUGUUGAAGAGGAGAGUGAUGCAGAAACAUGCGGAGAGAAAGAGGAACAGAGAGACCUGACGGAAGAGGAAGAAGAAAGUCAAGAACAGAAUGAGGUGAAGGAGAAGCAGCAGAAUCAGGAAUCUCAUGAUUUAGUAAGCGGGGAAAAGUCUUCUAGUUCCUCAGACACUGAAAAGAACGUUUCACAAAAAAGAGCGGACGCUAAAGGCUCGUUCUCCUGCUCUCAGUGUGGAAAGAGGUUCACUCGUAAGGGACACCUGGAGGUUCACAUGGUGAUCCACACCGGAGAGAGACCAUACACCUGUCCUCAGUGCGCCAAGAGCUUCACCUGCAAAGGAAGCCUUAAGGAUCACUUCAAGAUCCACACCGGAGAGAGACCUUUCACCUGUCCUCAGUGCGGAAAGAGCUUCACAAACUCAGGAGGAUUGAAGAGGCAUGUUCGGAUUCACACCGGAGAGAGGCCUUUCACGUGCCGUCAGUGUGCAAAGAGCUUCCCGAGCUCAGGAGAGCUGAAAAGACACAUACGGAUUCACUCGCGAGAAAGACCGUACACCUGCCCUCAGUGCGGAAAGAGCUACAAACAGAAGGAGGUUCUGAGGGAACACGCCAAAAUCCACUCCGGAGAGAAGCCUUUCACGUGCAUGCUGUGCGGGAAGAGCUUCACACAACAGAGCACGCUCAAAGUUCACAUGAAGGUCCACUCAGGAGAGAAGUUACACCAGUGUCCUGAAUGCGGCAGGAGGUUUUCAGAGGCCUGCAAUCUCAAAACUCACCUGCUCUCUCACACCGGAGAAAGACCCUUUCACUGUCAGCGCUGCGACAAGAAGUUUUUCUUGGCCGUUCACCUCAAAACACACAUGAGGAUUCACGAAGACGAGCGGCGAUACGUGUGUUCAUUCUGCGGGAAGAGCUUCCUGUGGCUCAACGGGUUUAAAGACCAUCAGAAAAUACAUACCGGUGAGAAACCCUACGUGUGUCUGGACUGUGGAAGUACUUUCACUAGAGCCGGUGAACUGAAAGUGCAUGAACGGAUCCACACUGGAGAAAAACCCUACAAGUGUUCUCACUGUGAGAAGAGCUUCACAGUUUCAGGAGCCCUUAAAGUGCACGAGAGAGUUCACACCGGAGAGAAACCGUACCUCUGUCCUUCAUGCGGGAAGACUUUCAGCCGAUACGGAAAUCUAGGGAAGCAUUUAAAAAAGGCUUGUCCAAAGCUGAGACAGUGAGGAGGUUCACCUCCAGGUGUAGGCUUGUCCGUGUGAAGUGAACGCAGACGGGAGAGUUUGAACAUAUAGCAUAUGUUAGCUAUGACUUGCCAAUCAACUAACAUGAUCAUUAUAAAAGUAUAUAUAUAUAUAUAUAUAUAUAUAUAUAUAUAUAUAUAUAUAUAUAUAUAUAUAUAUAUAUAAACAUAAUACAUUUACAUGCACAAACAUGAGAAUCAUAAUAUCAACUAUUUUACAAUCUAUGAAUAGUUCACCCCGAAAUGAAAAUGUCAGAAUGAGAGUCCAAACAGCUGAUAAAAACAUCACAAUAAUCCACAAGUAAUCCAC
This is a messenger RNA of Cyprinus carpio (common carp), 1903 nucleotides long. Its product is annotated as gastrula zinc finger protein XlCGF8.2DB-like. The record is from RefSeq and is a predicted model, not a curated record. Gene Ontology annotation, molecular function: DNA-binding transcription factor activity, RNA polymerase II-specific; RNA polymerase II cis-regulatory region sequence-specific DNA binding. The transcript has 3 exons. The coding region runs from base 344 to 1576 and encodes 410 amino acids. Gene Ontology annotation, biological process: regulation of transcription by RNA polymerase II. NCBI's taxonomy places the organism in Eukaryota, Metazoa, Chordata, Actinopteri, Cypriniformes, Cyprinidae.